GAGCCCACUUGGGCAUACCUUUGGGACAAUGUCUCGGAGAUGUCGGGCGAUCCAAAGAUCAUGUACAUGCAGUACACUGCGGAGUUGGACACUCUUACCGCUGAGCAGGUGGAAUGGGAGCCAUAUGGUAGCUACUACCGUAUUGGCGCGUCGAUGACUGACCUCAACCACAAGUGCACGGAGGAGGCGCGGUUCUGGCGUAUGCGCUGCCCACUCAUAUGCAUGUGGCUUGUUGAACACCACCAGCCGCAAAGAGUGAUGAGACAGUUUGGGCUGUAUCGGAGUGCCCACCAGUACAUCAUCUACAUUGCCAUGUGA
Messenger RNA from Lolium perenne, 318 nucleotides. Lineage: Eukaryota; Viridiplantae; Streptophyta; Magnoliopsida; Poales; Poaceae. The record is from RefSeq and is a predicted model, not a curated record.